Dermatophagoides farinae (American house dust mite) is the source of this 1734-nucleotide messenger RNA. It is a transcript of the gene Dp, whose product is annotated as transcription factor Dp. Gene Ontology annotation, cellular component: nucleus; transcription regulator complex. The record is from RefSeq and is a predicted model, not a curated record. Gene Ontology annotation, molecular function: DNA-binding transcription factor activity, RNA polymerase II-specific; RNA polymerase II transcription regulatory region sequence-specific DNA binding. Lineage: Eukaryota; Metazoa; Arthropoda; Arachnida; Sarcoptiformes; Pyroglyphidae. Gene Ontology annotation, biological process: regulation of cell cycle; regulation of transcription by RNA polymerase II.
CGUAAAAUCAGGCAUAUUUUUCAUUGGCUUGUUUUCUGCAUGCAUGCAUGCAUGCAUUUAUAUUUCUGUGGAUUGCCAAAGAUUUUGUGUCAGCAGCUGUGUAUGUAUGUUGGUUGAAUUGUGGAUUGAUGGUUAAUAGUAGUUGAAGGCGCACAACUUCCGAAAAAACACCUUUUUUUCUGGUGCCUUAAUUUGGGCUCUAACGUAUACACACAUUCAAUUUCAAGGAGUAAAAUCCUCGAUUCUCAUCUUCAUUGAAUCGAAAACGGAUGAGAAAUUCCUUUUUAACAUCAACUCGUGGUUAAAAAAUUUCAAACUAAUAGCUGUAAAUUGUUGACUUUUUCCUUUGCCAUAUUCGACACAAUCGGAUUGCUUGAAACACAUACCAUUAUUGACAAAAAAAACCUUGGCUGAUUAACGAAUAAUCGCGAUUAAUUAAACAAAAUCAUCAUUAACCAAAUAUUCAUCUAAAUAUUGAAACAUUUCAUCAAUUCUGACAAAAUGUAUUCAUCACCAUCAAUCAAUGGUCUCAAUAACACUAACAAUGAAAAGAAAUUUUUCGUCCUAAACAACAAUAGCAGCGAAUCAUCUCUAUUGUUAUCAUCAUCGGCACCAUUGCAUACAAAUUCUAUUGCUAGAAAAACUCAGGUCAUUACCAAUAAAUCAUCUGGUACGAACGGCAUCAAAUAUCCUAAAUCACCUUCAUCACAAAUGAAACGAAAAAAACAAGAUUCCAAAACGGGUAAAGGUCUUCGCCAUUUCUCUAUGAAGGUUUGCGAAAAAGUUCGUAAUAAAGGAACAACCACUUAUAAUGAAGUUGCCGAUGAAUUGGUAGCCGAAUUCAGUGAUGAUCCGAUCGCUAGUCGUGCAUCAUUUCAAACGGGGAAUGAUCAGGAACCAUUUGAUCAAAAGAAUAUUCGUCGCCGUGUUUACGAUGCCCUUAAUGUAUUGAUGGCCAUUAAUAUCAUAUCAAAAGAAAAAAAAGAGAUCAAAUGGAUUGGCUUACCUACUAAUGCCGUUCAGGAAUGUUCCGAAUUGGAAAAUGAACGUGCUCAACGUCAACAGCGAAUCAAAGAGAAAAAGGAUCAAUUACGUGAUUUAUUGAUACAACAGAUUGCAUUCAAAAAUCUUGCUGAUCGUAAUCAAAUGACUGAAAUGCCGGAUCCAAAUUCUAUAAUAAAACUUCCAUUCAUCAUUGUUAAUACCGAUAAAGAUACCUUAAUCGAUUGUUCAAUAUCACGUGAUAAAUCAGAAUAUCUAUUCAAUUUUGAUAGCUCAUUUGAAAUUCACGAUGAUUUUGAAGUAUUAAAACGAAUGGGUCUUGGUUAUCAUCUGGAAAAAUUGGAAUAUGGACAAACAAUGAAACGUUGUGAUUAUGAACGUGCACGACAAUUUCUUCCAGAAGCAUUACGAACAGAAUUGGAUGAAAUGCUUGAAGAGAAUCAUGUACAGAUAAUCAAUUGAAAUUUAAAAAAAAAUAGUUUGAUCAUAACAAUCAUGAAAUAUUGAAAAAAAUACAAUUCUUAUAUUUCUUCUUUAUUUGAUCAAUUGAUCAAAUCAAUUUUCGUAUCGAUCAGCAUUAAUAUAUAGAAAAUCAUCAAAAACAGAAAAAAAAUUUCAAAUGUUUGUUUCGUCCAUUAAUUGUCGAAAAUUCCAUUGUAGCAAUUAUUAUUAUGAUUUUCUAUGUAUUUUUUCUAGUAAAAUGGAAAAAAACAUUAUUUUCUCAUCAUCAAU